Molecule: messenger RNA, 7769 nt
Organism: Pocillopora meandrina
Lineage: Eukaryota; Metazoa; Cnidaria; Anthozoa; Scleractinia; Pocilloporidae
Source: the annotation of a GenBank genome assembly
AUGGAUACUGACGAGAUCCUGGAAGAAAUAGGAAGUUAUGGACUCUUUCAAAAGCGAAAUUCUUUACUUCUUGGCCUUAUAAUUUUCGUACUGACCUUCCAAACGGUUUCUAUGGUGUUUAUCGGGGGUGAGCCAAGAUGGCGGUGCAAAGGAAACAGCUCUAUAUGUACACGAAACGAGACGUUCAGUUCAUACGACGGCUUUUACAAAGCCAGAUGCAAUAUGAGUUCUGACGACUGGGAAUUUACCACCGAGUUCACAUCUAUCAUCACUGAGGUUGGCCUGUUAUUUUUCUCGAAGUUUGGACAGAUGUUUCGAGGUUAAACUUCCUGUGCAAAGUCUGACCAGGAUUGUAAACAAUGACCUGUGGAGUCUAGUCUAGGGUCGGAUGAAUUACGGUUGAAAAUCUGAGCAUUAUGCCUUGGAGCGUCACCCCUGAAAACAUCGCAUGUUACUGAAAAUUAUGCUCAAAUUUUUAAUAAUGCUUAAUUUGAUAAAAACAGUUUCGAAGAUUUGCUCAAUCUCCCUUCUCCCUUUCCUACGGCCCAACAGGUGAACAUUAUAAGAUUGAGAGGCUUCAAGUUCAGAACAAAACAUUUUACGGAAUCAAAUUCCAUGGAGAAAACCAUGCUCACUGAUGACGUUACUCAGGCUCCAUAAUUUAUCUCUUGUCUAACUGUAACAAGUUUAAUCAAAAUGCCAGCAUCAUGCUUGCCAAUCUGAUUAUUACAUUCUGCCAAAAAUUAUGCUGGCGUAAUUUAUCUGACCCUGGGUCUUAUCUGACCCUAAGGCGAGGUUCCUAAAAGGGGGGAGAGGAGACUGGGGUGUUUUACUGGAAAUUAAGUUGGAGGAACGGUAUGACUUGCUUCUCAGACUACUCCCCUGGGCCUUUUAGAUAGUUGAAGAAGCUGUCUGGAAUUCUGCAUCAUAGGUGGAGGGGUAUUUUUCACCCUUUGAGCCCCAAGAUCUCAGUAGCAGGUUUAUCUAUUGUCCAACAUACAUUUUUCACAAUGUUAGUCCAAAAAAAUUUGGUUUUGUAAGGAGAAAUUAUUUCUUUGUCAGUCAUUGGAGUGAAAAGGUUAACCCCUUUAACUGCCAUGAGUGACUAAGAAUUUCUCCUUACAAUAUCAGUACAAUAUCAACCAGCUAAGUGAUAGGAAUAAAGAAGAAUAUCAAAUUGGGGAUAAUUAGUUGAUCUAAUAUUAAAUUAUUGGAACUAAAAUUAUAAGGAUUGUAUAGUUGACAGUGAGGAGAACAACAAAUUUGAUCUGGGAGUCAUAGGGUUAAUCAGUAAGCUUUUUAUGUUUCACCUUCGUGGUAUACAUGUUACCUUUUCCAUAAAGGAUGAACAUGAAAUGGCUUGCUGAACUGUAAACACUUUAUGAUAAGGGUAUGUGCAGCAUGCAAGCAGACAGCUAGCCAAAUGUUCAGAUAGUCUUUAACCCUCUGUGGCUAUGAAUAUUCCUCAAACACAUCAUCAUUUUGUUCUCAUUUUUUUCUUUUUACUCAAGUGGAACCUUAUUUGUGGUGCAGAAUAUUAUGCAAGCCUGUCACAAUCCAUACUGUUCAUUUGGUGGAUUCCAGGAGCAUUUAUUAUUGGAAGACUGUCAGACAAGUUCGGUAGAAAACAAGUCCUUUUUCCUGCUGUUUUUUUUGUUGCUGUGUCUUCACUAGCAAGCUCCUUUGUUCCUGUGCUAUGGUGAGUAGAGAGUAAAACAUAAGGGUCUGUAGAUAUGGGAUUUCUCUUUGAGUGUUGAACUUGAUAUUUCAUGAGUGAUUACAGCAAAUGCAUGAGAUAUUGAAUUGAAUACAGGAGGUGAAGUUCCACAUCAAUAAGCAACCAUGUAUUAUUUUGUGUCUUAUAUAAAUGUAAACACCAUUGGCUUUUUCUGACAAGAAAAUUAGACAAAUAACCUUGGAUUGAGAAUGGUGAGUGCUUUGCCAUUCAUUCAUUUAUCUGAUGGAGUGGGGCAAAAGGCAGGCAAUGUGUAAUUAAUUAUUGUAAUUAAUUAUUGUAAUUAGAUUAUUGUAAUUUGACAUUUUUCCUGGGACUGGAAAUCCUUGUAAAAUAACAUGUUUUAUUUAAUGAAUAAUAUAAAUGUCAAACGGCAGUAGAUUUAAGAAUCAUAUGUUAGCAUUAUGCACAUCAUGCAUCAAGUAUUGGAUCUACCAAGGGUGUUGCUAGGGGAGGUUGUGGGGUGCCCAUGACUCCCCCCCCCUCAACCCAAAACACAUCAUGGAGGUCAAUAAGAUAAUCUGGUAAGUACCCUCUGUAUGACAUAGUGUGACCACCCUUUGAUAAAUCCUGUCUAAGCCCCUGUCUACUUGACCUAGCUCUGAUUGGCCACACAAGUUUAAUCAUUACUUGAAUGAAAUUGUUGCAAUAUUUGCAAUAUUUAUUUUACUUCCCAUAUGACAUUUUUCUCAGGCUGUUUUUGACUCUAAGAGGAAUAACAGGGUUCUUUCAAGGAGGUGUUUAUAUAACCCUUUAUGUGCUUACAACAGAGUUUGUUGGACCAAAACACCGAAGUUUAGCUGGGACAGUGGUUUGGAUUUUCUACACUUCUUCACUUAUGAUCCUGAGUGGAUUGGCAUAUGGAAUACGUGAAUGGAGAACUUUGUCAAUUGUUAUAUCUGCCCCAGCAUUUUUACUUUUGAUAUUUUGGAGGUGAGGAAAAACAAAUCAUGAGGUAGAGAUAAAACUAUCACAUGGAAAUAAGUCAAUGAAAAUUACCUUGAAUGAUAUCUUUGAGAACUGCAAGAAUAACAUUCUUUGUGGGUCAUGGAAAACAACAUAGAUGUCAUAAAAAAGCUUGUGGAAAAUGUGAACCUAGAAUUUUUUUUUGGAAUGUUUUAUCUUAAAGGUGGGUACCUGAAUCAUGUCGAUGGCUGAUAGUUCACAACCGAGUAGGUGAAGCAAGGAAGGUGUUUUCAUUGAUUGCUACCAUAAAUAAAAAACAGCUUCCCACUGAGACACUUGCACUUGCAGAGAAUAAUCACAAUGCUGUAGAAGAAGGUGGAUUUUUGGAUUUGGUUCAUACCAGGAUCCAGCUUAUACAGACUGUUAUUCUUUGGUUUGCGUGGUAAGCAUUUUUGAUAUUUACAAUUAAAAAAAAUAGUAACAAAAUAUAAUUCAAGUUACUUUUAAACCCCUGAUUUCUUCCCCCCCCCCUCUUGGCUGCUUCAAUGACAUAUCAUUCAAAUGUCAUUCUUUCUUAAUUACAAUUAGUAAUGCUUCCAGGACAAUCCCCCCCCCCCCUGAAAAAUAAAAUAAGCAAGGCUCAUUGCUGCUUUCAGUAUGUGUGAUGCCUGUGGUAGAUCAUGAUUGUUUUAGAAAUUUGCUUGAGUGUUGUGUUUGUGAGAUGCGGAGAUUAGCCAUGGGCUCAUGAGCCAUGUGCUGGUGCUUCUCUUUGAACUUAAGCCCUGUUGGUGGGGGGUGCUUAUUGGAUGGGUGAUCACAAAUAAUAUCCCCUGUUCCUGAGUUCUUUCUUGUAAGUGCUCUUCCUUUUCUCUCUGCAAUAAAAGAAAUUUUUGGGUAACUUCUUCACCAAAGCGGUGAUGUUUGGUAAAAAGUUAACUUUGGAACUUGCUAUCAUGACAUGAUGCAGUGCCUGGAAAACUGAGUCCUUGGAGAAUGAAGACUUUUUUUUUUCAUGGAGCAAAACUCAUAAAACUGAAUCCUAAUGAUGUACUAGUGAUGUCUGGUUUAGCCAUACUUGACUAGCUUGUACUUACAAUUGCUGAGCCAGUCAACUUUCUGGAACAGCAUUGUUCAAUUAUCAUCAGUUAUAUAUGAUAGCAAUUUUUUCCUUUAAAUACAAUUAUAUUAAAUUUCAAAACCAGUUUUCUAAAAACUUGUAGGAAAAUGUUUAUCUUUCAGGCGUUUGAGACAAGAUAUUAAUUUAAUGUUUUAAACAAUUCUUAGGUUUACUAAUUCCAUGGUUUACUAUGGAGUACUUUUGAGUGUUGGAGUGCUAGGUGGAAACCUUUAUUUGAAUUUUUUCCUCACAAGUGCUAUUGAUAUUCCCAGCAACUUUUUCGUUAUCUGGUUCAUGAGUUGGUAAGUGUCUGUUAAUUAUUAGGGGGAUAGGGUUGGGUGUGGGGGGGGGAGGAGGGGGGAGGAGGGGGGGAGAAAUUGGCCAUACAGAUAUUGAAAAAUUUCUUGUGUCAUCUUCAAGGGUGGGGUGUGGCUGUUUAUAAGUGAGGUUGUGCAGACCUGAUGAGCAGUUCCUAAUUUUACCUAAUGUAAUUUGUUGUGCAAGUCAAUAGGAAUCAGCAGAACAAAAAAUAUCUUGGUGUAGCUAAAACUGUUCAUGGUCUGCAGUGAAUGUUAAUCAAGGACUUAUUCUGAAAUUGGUAUUUGAGGCAAACAUGAAGGAAAGAAUGUAAAUUGUAGAUGUUUCAGUUAGCCAGUAAAUUGAUAGACAAUCAUUCAGCCAGUCAGUCGGUCAGUUUUAAGGUGGAGUGGUGGUUCCUUGGGUGAGUAUGUCACUGUGCCCUUCAUUUAGUUGGUUUAUCAAUCAGUCAGUCAGUCUGUUAGUGCAUCAAUCAUCUUUCAGUCAGUUGAUUGCUAUGUCAGUCAGUCUGUCAGUCAAUCAAUCAAUCUGAGUCAAUCAGUCAGUCAAUCAGUUGGUUAGUAAUCCAUCUUACCACUCAUUCUGCUGGUCAUGUCAAUUUGUAAGUCAAUUAAGGAUGAACGUAAUCACUCAAUCAGUACAUCAGUGUCAAAAGAUUGGUUAGUGCAGUGUUGGUGGUUAGUGUGUUAAAUAGUGGUUGUGUGUGUUGGCAGGAAAUAAAAGAUUUAUUUAAUGAGCCACCUAGGCCAUCUCAGUUAGUAUAAAACACAACCUGCUAUAAAGUGAUGUUUGAGGUAUAUUGAUUUGGGUUUUUAUUAUUCCAGGGGAAAAGGAAUUUUGUGUAAAAGUUUUUAUGGUAGAAAGAGAGCUUUAAUCCUUUGUAUGAACCUGGCAGCAGUGUUCUGUAUCACUGUUUCUCUAAUUCCUCCAGAAUCUGAUUCAGGUGAGGGAAUUGUAGAAUUACUUUGUAAACCUACUCAUUUACUUACAAAGUGCAACUACUGUUAAAUUGGGCUGAUUUAAAGUGACCAAAUCAUUUACUGAAAACGUGCAGUAAAUUUCAUCGGAGUUUUUAGUCACCUUUGCCUGCUUUGGUCUGAAGUUCUGAUUGGUUAAUUUGAAUUUUAUUGUGCGUUAUUCGUGCGAUGUGAUGGUUGAAUUUUUUAAGAGACCCUGGCUGUAACACUCUUAGGCGUUUUGAAUUUGCCUUCAAGUUAGGUGUGGUUAAUAUUUUUAUAUUUGUCAUUCAAAAUUUCGUACUUUGUUGAAACGUUUUUUUUGUGGUCAAGUUAUUGCAUAGGCAAGGUUACCAAAUGAUUAAUUGAUAUCUCAAUUUCAUUGGUUCAUUAAACGCUCCACACUUUGCCACUCGAUUUGAUUCAUUCUCUUGAUAAUUCGUUUCUCUAUUUUAGUAUGUUGUAACUUUAAGUUAUGUUGAAUAUACUUCCAUGAUGACUUCAUGAUAAAGUGUUCUGCCUCUUUUAGGUAGCACAGCUGCACGUGUCAUUUUCACAGUCCUUGGAAAGUUCUGCAUCAAUGCGUCAUUCAGCACAAUUUACGUUUUCUCCUCAGAGCUCCUUCCCACAGUCAUCAGGUUUAGUUUGCUGGAAUUAUUUUAAAUUUAUUCUUCAGAGAGUGGGAGAGAGUUGAAUUGCAAAACAUAAAAUAUUUAAAAUCAAACCUCUCCUAGCUUAUACUGCUGUCGUUCUUAAGCGGACAGCUCUCAGUUAUUGCUACUAAGUCAAGAAAAGGAACAAAGUGAUUAAGGAUUUGAUGAAAAUCACCUCUUUUAUUUUUAUAUGUAAUAGACGCGGUGAACUCCGGGUCUAUAGGUCUGGGUUUAAGACUUGGUUGGGUUCAUGUGAUGAGUUCCUGGGCGAAACACAUUACUCUUACAGUACCGGCGAACCUCCAUGCCGGGGGAGUAGUUAUACUCCCAGUCGCUUCAUGCUACAGAGACCACGAUAAGUGCAGUUGAAUGGACCACUAGGGUCUGCUGAAAACUUAAAUUCUUUUACUUUGUUCUCACAAGGAAUUUAGGAAUGGGAAGUAUGGCUGCAUUUGAUCAGGCUGGUGCUAGCAUUGCUCCAUUUGUGGUUUUACUGGUGAGUAUAACUUCAAUCUGCCGGGCUUUAGAUGGCAAACAAAGACUAAUCACGCCUACUCACUUGCGUUUUCCUUCGAACAAUUUCUUUUGGUCUGAUAGGUUUUUGUGAUUUCUUGAUUUUUAUUUUACUGACACAAUCGAAUGAGAGCGCUUGUGUUUUGUUUUAGUCACAACUGUGAGGCAAUUUAGUAACGAUCGCAAGUCUGUUUAAGGAGCCAAGUCGGUCGCAUUUUUUCAUAGAGCACUCUUUUUACUGGGUAAUUUAGUGUUAACAACUGAGUUAAAAACGUAAAUUAGCCACCGUAAAGGGUAAAGAAGCAGACGUUUCGAGCGUUAGCCCUUCGUCAAUCGCUCUUACGAAGGGCUAACGCUCGAAACGUCAGCUUUUUUACCCUCUAAGGUGGCUAAUUUACGUUUUCAACUCAGUUUUUGACACUAAAUUGCCUGCUAUACUCUCCCACCGACGCAGCACCACAGUUUCUUUAGAAACUUACCCCCUUUACUCUUUUUACUGUUUAAUUUUGCGAGGAGUACUUGAACGCAUAUUUAGAGUUUUCGAUUUGAACCGCACAUAGAUAUUUACAUUUUCUCUAAUGAAGAAAAGAUCUUACCUUCUUUUCAGCGGCUGCGACCCCCGUUUCGGGCUUUGUUUAUGAAAUGAAACAGAAAAUGUUUAGAGAGGAAAGGUGUCCUGAUCUUCAGCCGUCUACCAUACGCGAGUAACAACCUAGUCUGAACAAGUAUAUUCUGAGAGUGACUCUCUUGAAGUACUGGUGUCUCGCUUACCUACAGUAACUCUCCAACAUUGCUCUUAAGUUACUAGUUCAGGUUUAUGCGUGUCGUUCAAGAGUUGUUUUUGUUGGAACAAGCCCAUUUGCUCCUUCUUUAAUGUUCUUCUUCUAUUUCAACAGGACAAAACUCACCCCGUGAUCCCAUUUGCUGUGAUGAGUGGCUUUGCUUGUGCCUCUGGGUGCUUGUGUGGUCUUCUUCCGGAGACCCUUGGACGGCGGACCUUGGAGACAUUAGAAGACAUAUCCCAUGCAUCUCCUUUACACGAUGAACUGCGUGACAGCGAUCAGAGUGAAGAGUAUCUAACUUCGUCGGUGUAAACCUUCAGUGUCUGGAACACAAUGACUUUGCCUCCUGCUGUGACUUAAUCGUUCAAUGUAAAAAAAUUUCAAAAGAAGCUCAUACUGAAUUGUUCAGCAGGGCUUACAUUGAAGAAAUGUAAAAUAGUUUCCGUGUUUACAUAGCCUGAUGUAAACACGCGGGAGGUUGGGAGAACACGAGAUAAGCGUAGGAAACCACGACGCGAAGCGGAGUGGUUUCCAGCUUAUCGAGAAACCAUUUUACAUUUCUUUUAUAAAAUAACUAAUGAAAGAGGAACGAAAUAUUCUGCAAAACUUGUAUACGCUUGUUUACAUACGCACAUGUAAAAUGGUUUUAUGGCCAAUCAGAGCGCGCGUACUAUUUGAAUUAUUUCAUAAAACGUUUUUUUAAACCAUGACCUUGAAAAUGGCCAUUUUUUAAGAGCAUCUAUUCACGAGAAGAAAGCAUUAAACUAACAACUAAAUGGGAAAAUGGAC